AUGAGCAUUGGCAACGCCAUCAAGCGUACUGUAACAGCAGCACUACAAGACUCCAACCGCAUUCCGGAAAAUGAGACGAUUGAGCAAGUGCGUUCGAUCGGUGGUGGCGACGUGAGCGAUGCCUUCCUUUGCAAGACCAACACUGGCAACAAGAUAUUUGUAAAGGUUUGUUGUAGCACGUCAUCCGGACAAUCAAUCGAUGAUAUUGUCAACAUGUUCAAGAGUGAGGCGGAAGGCUUAAAGGCGUUGGAUGAUACACACACCAUUCGUGUUCCUACGCCCUACGCACAUGGAGUUCUUGAAGGCAAGAAGAAUUGUGGGUACUUGGCUACUGAAUAUAUCGCCAUGGGAGGAAAGCAUAGCCCAGAUAUCCAACGCAAAUAUGGAGAGCAAUUGGCUGACAUGCAUUUGGCUCCUGGACCUGAUCAAUUUGGUUUCCCUGUUAAUAACACCAUUGGAAGUACACCUCAAGACAACACAUGGACAUCGGACUACUUGGAAUUCCUUCAUCGUCGCCUCAAGUAUCAGUUUGAUUUAGCAUCUCGUCAUCCUCAGGUUAAAAAGGCAGGUCAAGAGUUAUUGGAUCGAUUACCCUCUUAUUUCGAAGGAUUGGAUCCAAUUCGUCCAAGCUUACAACAUGGUGAUUUAUGGUCUGGAAACUGGUCAUCCGAUGAUCAAGGCAACCCUGUUAUCUUUGAUCCUGCACCUUUUUACGGUCAUAGUGAAUCUGAUUUGGGUAUCAUGCAACUAUUUGGUGGUGUCAAUGAGGAAUUCUACAAGGCAUAUCAUUCAAAGAUACCAAAGGCACCUGGAUUUGAGAAACGCUUAUCCAUUUAUACGUUAUACCAUGCCGUCAAUCAUCUCAAUAUGUUUGGAUCAUCGUAUCUAGGCACAUGCAUGUCACUUUUCUCGAGUAUCCUUGGCGAUUAA
This is a messenger RNA of Lichtheimia ornata, 930 nucleotides long. RefSeq lists its product as uncharacterized. Bases 1 to 930 code for a protein of 309 amino acids. The record is from RefSeq and is a predicted model, not a curated record. Lineage: Eukaryota; Fungi; Mucoromycota; Mucoromycetes; Mucorales; Lichtheimiaceae. The transcript is spliced from 5 exons.